AUGGAUGUGGCCAUGAUCGCUCAUCUGUCAAUCGUUGGGGGAAAAGACCCUGUAAUGGGUGCCCUAGAUGGGCAAGAGCCCAACUCAGACCACUUGGGCUGGUCUCUGACAUACGCCGUAAUAACCUCCAAGAAGUCUGAUCCGAUCAUAACUGCCAUCCUUACUGAUAAUCGAAAUGAUAGCCAUUUCUACCCACACAAAAGGUAUAUUGGCUAUGCAUCCGGCUUUUUUUGGCCAUUCCCUGUUCCGUCACCUUUGUCCCAACCAAAUCCACUUCCACAUCCUACUUAUUCUUUCUCCUGGGAUGUUGCUCUUAAGCCCAGGUCGCUAUUCGCCAGUAAGAAAAUCGAUAAAAAUGGUCCCAAAGUCUUCUAUACAUUCAGCUACCAGCCUCAAUUCUUGGCCUGUCAAUUCGGAUGCCAACAAGGCUUGCCUGGUCCCAUCGCUCACCCACAUUUAAUAAUUCAAAGUCCGGAUGGGAGAGCCAUUCCUAAGUCGAUUGCCCCGUACGUAUCCCAGCUCACAAAUUACACAACUUCCAACUCGUACAUCCCUUUCAAAACUUCUCCAACUUCAGUUGAAUCCUUUCGUGAGUGGUGGUCGGUUACUUGGGCCUUGAUUGCCCCUGACAAGGAUCUCUUGCUGAACAUCCUUCUUCCCCCACCUGCAAUAACAUUAGGGGCGACUCCUCUGACCAACACCCGAAGGAACCUGAUUACUCAAGGCACUGAGUCGGGUACUCCACAGAGGAAGAGAAGAGCCUCUCAGACUCAAACUAUUCCCCCCUCUGGGGGCAAUCAACCGUCCUUAACAAACCGCCCAUCAGGUCGGCCCCCUAUGAGGACCCGACCCCGUCCAGGUGUGGCUUCGGCUCGGGCGACCGCCCAACCUGCUUCCAGACCAACUAAAACAGCGAAGCCACCAACCGACCAACUACCAGAACCUGAGCCCCCGACCAACCGCUGGGCCUCGACUAAAAUACCUUCAUCCGCCGAGCAGGCAACAACAAGGGUCUCAUCUCCCAGUGAGGUGACUGCUUUAGAGAUGGGCAGGUUACCUUAUGUUGCUUUAGACCCAUCUCUACCUACUAUGGCACCGGUGGCCACACCUAUGUCUGCUUCUGCUACCUCUGAUGCAACCGCCCCAGACACAUCACACCAAAGAGCAGCCGACUUGAAGGUUACCGACCCAGGGGCAGCCGACUUGGAGGUUGCUAACCCAGGGGCAGCCGACUUGGGGGUAGCCGACCCAGUGGCAGCAGACCCUCUACCAGCGGCGGACAGACAGGACGGAGAACCUGUACUUGCUCAACCAAGGACUCUUACAGGAGUUACAAGAGAUUCCCUCUUCUAAAUCAGAGACCUCUAUCAAUCUGGGACCCAGAUCUAAACCUCAACGCCCAUAGGAAGCAGCCGACGAGUCGGCCAUUGAAAUACCAGCAGACCAGCCUUCCAGACUUGAGGCUAUUCUGGCACCCUCAGUGACCACCAUCCGUCCAGAGGUAAGAACAAUUUCCACAAUCAAUUUUCAAUAUUCAUGCUCCAUUCAGUCUGAGAUAAACAUCUUUUAUUUCCGGGGUGUUCUGAUCUAGCCCUCUUGUCGGUUGUCCCUAUUCCGACGAACGUCCGGGCUAUAAUUGCACAGGCUGUUAACCAACCUUUCCCCGACCUAGGGUCAGACUUGCUUGACAGCCUUCUUCAAGCCAUUGGUGGUCUCUUAUUCCAAAUAUCUUCAGAGUCGGCUGCUGCCCCCAUUCGUCACCAACUGACGGAGCGACUAUCCGAACUCCGGAAUGAAGUUCUGUUCGCCCAACUUUUGACGGCUGAGACACCCUUGCCUGAUUUGGAUCGAAUAAGUCUGGAGGCUUCCUUGACCAAAACCAAGGAAUCCAUUCAACAGGCAAUUGGCCGACUAGAAGGCCUGAAUAAUGCCAAGGCACAAAUAGAGGGGUAAAUCUAACAAAAAGAAGCAGAACUGAGGGCGCUUCAUCAAGAAAAAUCAGUCCUGGAAGGUCAUAUAAACGAUGAGCAGCGCCUAAUUGAUCGAUACCAAAGCAAUGUAGCCGACCUGGACCAGAAGUUGAAGAUUCACGCCCGAUCCCAAUUCAUAAAGCAGUACCAGUCGGCUGCUAAUAACAGGCGAUGCUCCAGAACAGAGGACAAAUGGUCCUAAAUAAAACUUGGUUUAGGAUCUCUUUUGUAAAUUUUGACUUGGUAAAUAAAAUUUCUCUCCUUUUAUUAAGGAUCACCUUCCAAGAUUCCAACCCUCCGGAGAACCAAUCCAUCCAUCAUCCUUAUAAAUAUUUGCAGUCCUUACAAAUCAACAGAUAAAUAUUUACUCACAAAUCAAACCUUGAACACACCUGCCAACAGAAAUUAAAUUGCCACCCCACCGUCCUCAUGUUCCUGUAAACAAUUGGCAAGGUAUCAUUCAACCCUUUUUCGUGGGUAAUCAUCCAGUUAGAGGUCAUGCUGAAGACCUGUUAUGCAUCCUCAAACAAUUGUAUUUCAAAUUCAGGUUUUCCCAACGAGGCAGAAAGACCAUCCAUCAUGUCAUUCGCCUUAUGGAAAACGUGCUAGAAGGACAUGAGACCCUUCGGGAUAUUCAAAGUCGCCUUCCCAACAUUGAUCAUCACAUGGACCUAAUUGAACACCACGUGACAGCCAUACUUCCAGACCUUGGUUGGGAUCACACCUUCUCCAACCAACGUGUAGUCUUUUCAAGAUUACGCACUCUUGUUGAUCGUGAACGCCAAGCCAUAACAGACAUGAAAGCUCGGACCGACUAUGAUCUUGAGAAGAUGCAGGACCAAUGGAAGAAGUACCGACCUAGCUUAGAAGACCUUACUGAUGAAGAGCCAGAACUAAUCCCUAAUCACUGGAAUGACGAUUCUGACUCAGGAAAAAGUGAUCCUCGGCAUGAUUCAACAUCUGACAAUGAAUGAACCCUUGUUAGGUUCGAACCCUUGGCAAAUGGGUUCUGAAAACUUACUGUUUCAUGCUUUCUUGUAAUCUGAAAAGCCAGGAAAAUACCUCUUCAGAUAUCUAGCAUUAAUACAGUCGUGUACCCUUUUACCUUCUUGAUUUAUGAUAAUAAAGGCACCAUUUCCAAUUUCCUUUUGAAUUAUGAAUGGCCCCUCCCAAUUCGGGGACCACUUUCCUAAUUGAUCAACCUUCUUAUAAGUUGGAAGAAUAGUCUUCCAGACCAGAUCUUCUUCUUUGAAUGUUCUAUAAAAGAUUUUUUUUCCAUAAGUCUUGGCCCUGAUCUCAUUUUGCUUCACAAUCUGAUCAAUUGCAUGAAGUCGGUUGACAUCCAGACUUUCCAAUUGCUGCAACAUCAUUUGUUGGUAUUCCUCAGUAAAUUCAUCAUUGGUAAAGCGUGUGCGUCCAGAUGAGACCUGCACUUCGGCUUGCAACACAGCAUCUUGUCCAAAAGUGAGCUGAUAUGGUGAAAACCCAGUGGCAGAACUUCUGUUAUUCCUAUGUGCCCAUAAGGCUCGAGAUAACAACAAAUGCCAUUUCCUGGGGUUCCCUUCAAUUGUUUUCUUGAUGAUCCCAACGAUAAUCUUGUUAGUUGCUUCUGCCUGCCCAUUAGCUUGGGAAUAAUAAGAUGAAGAAUGAUUCAGAUGAAUGCCAAACUCUGCCAAGAAACUUACAAACUUUUUCCCAGUAAAGACCAGACCUUGGUCGGUUUUUACUGAAUGAGGUAUACCAUAUCUAUAUAUGAUCUGAUUCAGCACAAAAUCAAUAACCUCCUUCUGAUCCAUAUUUUUCAAAGCAACCGCCUCUACCUAUUUGGUGAAAUAAUCUGCUGCAACCAAAAUAAAACAAUGAUUCUUGGAUGAGGGCGGAUGGAUUUUACCAAUAAUAUCCAUAGCCUAAGAUUUAAAGGGCCUUGAUUUUACCAUAACUUGCAAUUAUGUGACUGGUAAAUGAAUUAAUUGCCCAUGCCUCUGACAUUCUUGGCAGCCAGCAAAUUGUAUGCAAUCUUCAAAAAUCUUUGGCCAAAAGAAACAUAAGCGAUGAAUAGUCCAUCUCAUGUUCAGACCUGCUCAAUGAUCCCCACAUAUUCCACUAUGUACUUCUGUCAUCACCUCCAAAGCUUGCUCGGGACUCAAACAUUUCAAGAGCAAUCCUUCGAAUGUCCUUUUAUAUAACACCCCCUCUACCAAUUGAAAUCGCAAAGCUUUCAAUCGAAUUCCAAUUGGUACAUUUGCUCCUGGAUCUUGCAAAUACAUGAUGAUUUAUGUCCUCCAGUCGGUUCCUAUUUUCGUGUUCCAAUAGGCUUCUGUUUCAGUUUCAGGGCCGACCUCUGCGCACAUAUCUUUUAGAAUUCCCUUGCAAGCUUUUUGAGCUAAAUCAUCUGCAAAUUGAUUCUCCUUUCUAGGGACGAACUCAAUUAUCACUUCGGAGAUCUUUGAUAGCAACCGACCUACCAAAUCCCUGUACCUCCGUAAGUGGGGAUAAUCGCGAACAUACUGUUUGUUUACUUGGUUGAUCACCAAUUGAGAAUCCCCUUUUAUAAUAACCGACUGAACUUUUCUGGCUAUCAAAGCCUCCAAUCCCAAGAUCAAAGCUUCAUAUUCUGCUGAAUUAUGGGUCAUAUCUUCCAAUUGCAGCUGCAAAUUGACCCUUUGACCGUCUGGUCCUUCCAACAAGACGUCUGCACUUGAUCUAUUUCCUGAGGUAGAACCAUCAAAAAACUUUAACCAAUUUCGGGUGCUUACAUAAGAUAUACACCCAGUCGGUUGCUCCUCACAACCUGUGAAGUCUGCCAAAAAGUCUGCUAUUGCAUGGCCUUUGACCGCCCUCAAGGGAGAAUGAUACAAAUCAAAAUGGGCUAAUUUAAUUGCCCACUUCAUAAGUCUCCCCUGCAUCGUAGGUCUUUCCAAAAUUAAUUUGAUGAGAUCAACCUUUGAAAUAACCUCAACUCUUCAGGGCAACAUAUAAUGUUCAAGUUUGGUACAAGCGAACACCAGUGAAUAACACAUCUUCUCUAGCAUUGUAUAAUUUAAUUCUGGUCCUGUGAGAGUCUUGCUCAAAUAAUAAAUUGUCAUUUCCUUUCCAUCAUCUCCAUCUUGAGCUAAUAAACAACUGACCACUUCAUGAGUAUUUGCCAAAUAAAGUUUAAGGGGACGACCUUUCUUGGGAGGCAUCAACACAGGUGGUUGAGCCAAUGCUUGCUUUAUAGCCUCUAAAAUUGUCUGUUGGUCUGGUCCCCACUCAAAGGUGCUUCCUCCUGCCUUCAAUAAUUUAGUGAUUGGUCUGACUUUGCCAGCAUCAUUGGAAAUGAACCGCCUGAAACAAUUCACCUUCCCCAACAGACUUUGAAUUUCCUUAACUGUCUGAGGUGGUCGGCUGGUAAGAAUCGCCUUGGCUUUGUUAGCAUCGAUCUCAAUGCCCCUCUCAUGAACCAAGAACCCCAAAAAACUCCCAACUGAUAUACCGAAAGCACACUUAAUCGGGUUUAUUUUCAAUUUGUACUUCUUCAUUCGACUGAAAGCAUCCUUAAGAUACCUCAAAUGUUCCUCAAAACUAGAAGACUUGACAAUAACAUCAUCGAUAUAGACUUCCAUAGACCUACCAAUGAGAUCAUGAAAAAUUGAGUUCAUGGCUCUCUGAUAAGUCGCCCCAGCAUUCUUCAAGCCAAAAGGCAUAACUGUCCACUCAUAAAUGACUAAUGCUCCUAGACAUCUAAAUGAGGUCUUGUGAAUGUCCUCCUCUGCAAAAAAGAUUUGGUUAUAUCCUGCAUAACCAUCCAUCAAACUAAGAAUUCUGCGCCCUGCUGCUGAGUCAAUUAGCAUGUCGGCCAUAGACAUCACAUACUCAUCUUUAGGAGUGGCCAUAUUAAGAUCUCUAAAAUCGAUGCAUAUCCUGAUCUUACCAUUUUUCUUAACACUGGUACAAUAUUGGCCAACCAAUCUAAAUAACGGCAAGGUCGGAUGAAACCCACUUUGAGAAGCUUCUGAAUCUCUUCUUUGAUCUGAGGCAUCAAGUCAGGACUCAUACGUCUUGGAGAUUUCUUACAAGGCUUGAAAUCCUUCUUAAUGGGCAAUCGAUGUUCUAUCAGACUUCGCUCUAAACCGGGCAUUUCUGAAUAAUCCCAUGCUAAACAAUCAAUAUUGUUUCUUAUAACCUCGAGCAUCAAUGUUUGUUGCUCUUUAGACAAAUAACCACUCAUCCUGAUUACUUUUGGAACCAGGUCGGUUCCUAAGUUGAAAUCCAGUAAAGGAUCUUGUGCUGAGAAAGCUGGCUCUAUUUUCUCUAAUAGAUCAGGCCAACGAAAUUGUUCAUCUUCUUGGAAAUGAACAUCAUGUAUCUUUUUGAUUUUUUCUACUUUUUUCAAAAGCUGGUCUAAGUAAUAUUGAUUAAUAAGUAAACUACAAUCUAGUAAUUCUGCACCCUCCAUAAGAAAUGUAUUAUAUAAAGUAGGUCUGGCUUACUCAAGAGCCAUAUAGUACAACUGUUCUUUUAAAAGAACAUUGAAUUCUGGCCAAUGAACUUAAAACCCUUCUUUGGGUAGUCAUUAGCUAUAAAAAACUGAUACAUUGGAGGUACAUGACCAUAAUAGAAAACUGAUUCUUCAACUUGUUCUGAUGCUCCAAAAGGAUUGUCAUUUGCCUCCAUUUGAAGACCUGGUUGCCUUCCCAGAACAUCAAUUGUUGAUGCAGUGUUGACGGUACACAUUGAGAUGCAUGAAUCCAAUCUCGUCCAAGCAGGAUUGAAUAUGUGGUAUUUGCAUCCACCACGAAGAAAACAGAAGAAAUCUUCUUUGGACCAACUUCAAUGGAGGCGACCAGCAUGCCUUCUGGUCUGGUCGGUUGCCCUGUAAAGCUAGUCAUCUCAAAAUCCACAGAGAUAGAUCAUGAAUUCCCUUUCCUAACUUCUUGAGAGUUUUUAAUGGCAUUACAUUGAAGACGGCCCCAUUAUCUAUGAAAACCUUUGUGAUUGGUUUUCCACAAAUAUGAGCAUUAACGUACAGAGGCUUCAAAUGAGACGCCAUGCCUUCUGGAAUGGGAAGGAAGACUAUUGGGAGGACCUCUGAUUGAAAGUCUGGAUCCGCAAAUUUUGCCCAUUCUGGCUCUUCUAUAGACUCAUCCACCAGACUUGCCCACAAAGGCUCUUCCUCAACCCAAUUAAUCUCUGUCAUUCUGCAGGGGAUACAUGGCCCUAGUCGAGAUUUGACAGCCUUGAAUCCUUCCUGGAAUUUCCUCUCCAACUUCAAUUUCGGGUUGAACAGUCAAAGAUUCCAAACAAAACUCCUCCAGUGAUGGGUUAAUGUUAACCUUCUCACAAUAUUGACAUCUAAAACCCUUAACUCUUUCAUCAGACAAGCCUUUACCAUUUUUUUGCAUGGACCGACCUCCCUCAUUAUAACUAAUAGUGUCCCGUACACUGGUCGACUGCUUUGAUGAGGCAGCCCCGAUGAGCCGACCUUCCUCUACCUCAUUCGGCUGCUCAAACGAAACGACCCUGAUGGACCGACCACCCUCUGAAUACUUAACAGCGCCUCGGGUGUCAUUCGGUUGCUUUGAUGAGGCGACUUUGUCUCUGUAUCUCGCAGCGUACCUGCGCUUGGCAUUCCGAAUCUGAGUACGAUUCAUGCCUGCGAAGCGAGGAUCCACAUCAAUUGGUAAAGGUUUCUUAUUUCGAGUCCAUUUGCUUCCGACCGCACCCGUCCUCCUGGUCGGGUGGUCCCGAACUAAAGCCUGGUCCUUUAAUUCCACAUUAAAAAUCAUCUUGGUUGUCCCAUUUUUCAGCUACUGUUUUUUCACAGACCUUGAGUUUCUCCUCUGGUCGGCCAUUGUUUGAUGAAUUCCCUUUUUCUUUUAUGGAAGUUGCUUGUAUAUUAACCAUUGUUGUGGUUACUUUUGGAAAUGGUUGCUGCUCCACUCCCAAAGUAAUAUACUUGAGCCGACCUGCCUUAAUAGCCUUUUCGAUUUCAUUUCGACAAUGAGUGCAUUGACUUGUAUUAUGUGUGAAGGAGUUAUGCCACUUAUAGUACGGCCUUCCUUUGAUUUCUUCCUUAGUGGCCAACCUCUGCUCCUUUGGAAUUCAGAUCUGACCAUCAGUUAGCAGAAUAUCAAAUAUCUCAUCAGCCUUUGAACUGUCAAAGGUCGGUUGCCCUUUAGCUUCUGUUCCUGGUGCUAGCUUUAACUUCGAGCAAACAUAAGGCUUCCCUGAAAUUAUUUCAGCCGCCAUCUCUUUUGUUUGAUCAUAAUCAAAGCCGUUUGCCUCUGUUUCCAUACUAGUCAUAUAUUGGCCCUUAUUACGCCUGAAAUUUUGAUCCCUUUCCCUGAAAAGAGAUUCCAAACAUCCAGCCUUGGAAGCGAGACUUGCCAGAUCCUCGACAUCAUGUGCAGUGAGCGCAUCCCUUAGGCGACCAUACAUAUUUCUGACCACUAAAUUGGUCAUAUCUUUUUCGUUGAUUAUUGUAGGACACCGUCCUUUCAUCGAUCGCACCCUUUCAAUAAACUGUGACGCUGACUCUUCUGGAUAUUGUUUCAUUUCCAAUAAGUCAGUCAAAGAAACCGUUGGCAAGGGAUUGAAAAAUCUGGCAUGAAAUGCCAUCUCCAAACCUUCCCAAGUUUGUAUCUGCCCAGGUGGCAGACUUACAAACCAUGAAAAAGCAGUCCUAGUUAGGGACAAUCCAAGCAGCUGUAACUUGUAAAAAGGAUUGUUACCAAUUUCCUCUAAUUGUGUUGUAAAACGCCCCACAUGCUCUAUAAUGGAGGACCCAUCCUCUCCAGAAAAAGCAUGAAAAUCUGGUGGCCUGCAAUUCCUUGGGAGAGGAUAUUCAUUAAUAAUCCUUUCUGGAAACGGUCUCUAAUAAGCAUGUCGGUCGGCCAUCUGAGGAUUUUGACCAAACUGAACCCUCAAUACGUGAGCAAUUUCAUCACCCAAACGAAAAUGUUGAUGAUCAGGAACAUCAAUGGGAUUUUGCGCAGGAAUAAAAUGGGAUCCUGCGUAUGUCCCCCUGGCCUUUCCUCUCUUAUAAUGUUCGGUUGCACAUUUUCAACCCUUGGUCCCAAAGGAAUAUUAUUUGGGAAAUUCAAAGGAGUCUUUCCCCUAUCUGUUCGGUUGAACGUUGUGGCGCUCGGAAGUGUGCUAUCCACAUAUGAUGACCCUGCAAAAUUUGCUUGCAUUCUUGAUGGUGACACCCCUGGCAGCGUCUAGGUGGGUUGAAGAAUAACCAUUGAUAAGGCUUGAUCUAACAUGUUCUGCAUAAAAUUUUGUUGCUCGCGCAACAUGUUCUGCAUAAACACAGUUUGCUGAUUGUUCAUUUUCUGAACAUAAGACAACCAAUCGGUAGGUGGUUGGGGGAUCUCCCCUAGAUUUGGCAUAGCUGGUGGUGAAACAUUUUCUCCCACCGGUGCUGAUGAUGAUUGAGGUUGUGUGCCUGCCAUAUUGAUUUUUCUGAUGAUUUGGCCGGACCUCAGUCGUAUGAAAUUUUCUGUUGAUGUAGGAUCAGCAAUCUUGCCUUUCUCCCACUGUGGUCGCCAAUUUGUUGAUUUAUUUUUUCAACAAACAAAAAGUAAAAUUCAAAGAUAUGGAAAAUAUCCUUAAAUUUGAUUAAUUAGCGUCUGAGAUUAGGAAUCUCUAAACCCUAUACGGUACAUAAGAACAUUAACUGGAAAUAAAAAUGCUGAAAAUUUAAAGUGUUGAUCCCCGAAUCUGACUUUGCUUUGUUGAAGUUGAUUGAAGAUCAUUUCUCCAGAAAAAUCCAAAUCCUUAAAUAUCCCUUGAGAAACAGUAUUAGAAACCGUCGCCCGAACGGUUACAACGUCUCUUUUUUCAACCGUCUACUAACCUUUCUCCUGUUGACAUGUGCCCUCAAUCGACCAAAGUAUCAUUCUUACUUACUCUCAACAGUAUCUGCCUCUUUGGACCGACCGCAAACCUUCCGCCCUUUUGGCCCGAACGCAACUCUUCCACCUUAUUGGUCCGACUACCAACCUCCCGACUUACAGACCACCCGACUUGUUAGUCCAGCCGCAGACCUCCCGACCUAAAGACCAUCCGACUUACUGGACCAGCCGCAGACCGCCCGACUUAAAGACCAUCCAACUUAUUGGUCUAGCCGCAGACCUCCCGACCUAAAGACCAUCCGACUUGCUGGUCCAGCUGCAGACCUCCCGACUUAAAGACCAUCCGACUUAUUGGUCCAGCCGCAGACCUCCCGACCUAAGGACCUCCCGACCUGAGGACCUUCUGACCCGCUAUUUCUUGGAAAUAUAUUUAUUUUACCUGAGUUUCCCGUGGUACCCCUCAACCAAUUCGAUCAACUUGAUUGCUAGGCCCAUUUUUAUUUUUACCUUGGGCUUUUAACCUAAUUCUAAAUUUCAUACGUAACAAAUCUAUUUCAAAAAUUUUGUAUGAAUCAAUGACCAUGUACUCCAAUUAAGCUUUCUACCAAAUGAUGUAAAAGUCUAACUAAAAAAAAAUUAAUGCAAUUUUCCAUAAAAUUAGGAGUUUCAUCAUAUAUAUUCUAUUUGUCAUCUCCUAACAAUUAAUAAAAAAUUAUUAAUGAUGCAAUACGUAUAGCAGUAUGUUAAAUAUAAUAUAAUGAAAAACAUUCACUGCAACUUUAAUUACCAUUUUUUUCCUUAUCAAUUGCUUCAUAAUUGAUAGGUAUAUAUAUAUUCUUUUUUAAUAGUUUUAUACUAGAUUCGCUAUCGGUUACAAUUUAUACAAUGCUAACAACUUGUACUUAUUCCACCGUCUCAUUCAUUAUAGUGUAGACAAACUUUUAAAUGUUUACUUGUACAAUUGACUGAAGUGUGAUAUAUCAUAUUUAUAUCACAAUAGACUAUAAAAUUUAAGGGUAUUUUGAUUUAAAUCCCUGUCAAGUAAACAAUAUUUAAGUUCAGUCCCUACAAAUUACUUGAAAGCAAUGCACUCCCUAUUUUUGUAUAAUAUUUACACAUAGCUCCCUACUAGCCAUUUUGCCCCUGAAAUGAUGCUUUUAUGUAACUAAUAUAUUAUGUACUUCCGUUACAUUUAUGUAAACCUAUGUUCUUUACUUACAUAAUC
Molecule: messenger RNA, 11033 nt
Organism: Andrographis paniculata
Lineage: Eukaryota; Viridiplantae; Streptophyta; Magnoliopsida; Lamiales; Acanthaceae
Exons: 4
Coding region: 1-1353 (450 amino acids)
Source: RefSeq, a predicted model, not a curated record